Messenger RNA from Anopheles aquasalis, 1396 nucleotides. Its product is annotated as growth hormone-inducible transmembrane protein. Gene Ontology annotation, cellular component: mitochondrial inner membrane. The record is from RefSeq and is a predicted model, not a curated record. Lineage: Eukaryota; Metazoa; Arthropoda; Insecta; Diptera; Culicidae.
UCGAGAAAUUUCCGAAUCACAACAAAACACACGCAUCCAAGAGCUCAAGGUAAAAGAGUUUUUGUUCUUCGAAAUCUGCGGCGGAAUAAUUGUGAAAUCCUACUGAAAUACGCAAGCGUUUAUCGCGACACUUAGUUAUCUUUGCUAAAAACGAAUAAAUUAUACACCGAAGACAACGCAGUUCAAUUUGUGCAAGAUAAACUACUACGAUGUUGCGUCUCGCGUGCAGUAAGCAGUUGAUCACUCCGGCGCUGUUGAAAACCGCGGCACAGCGGUUCCCGGUGCGUCAGCAGCAGGCUAUUCGGCAAUUCGCUCGGGAUGUGAAAGGCAGCGGAACAUCGACCAGCAGCUGGACGACGCGUGCUGAACGAGUGUCACUUCGUGAACGUGCCAUGGCUCCUCCCGGUCCCAACGCGUAUGCGAUUGGAAAGGGAGCGUUGGCCGGUGGUGCUGCCCUUGGUCUCGGUGCCCUGUGUUUCUACGGGCUCGGACUAGGAAGUGGUACCAGUACGCUGGAGAAUUCGCACCUGUGGCCGGAGUACGUGAAGCAGCGCAUUCAAGACACUUACCUGUACUUUGGAGGCUCACUGGCCAUUUCGGCGGCCAGUGCUAUGGCCGUGUUCCGAUCACCUCGCCUGCUAAGUCUAGUAUCGAGAAAUGGAUGGAUGUCGAUACUGGGAACGUUUGCGUUAAUGAUCGGAUCGGGCAUGGUGGCUCAAUCGAUACCGUACAGCCCAGGACUCGGUAGCAAGCAGGUGGCAUGGGCCGUACAUUCAGCUAUUCUUGGUGCGGUCAUUGCGCCUAUGUGUUUCGUCGGUGGAGCGAUCCUUACUCGGGCCGCUUGGUACACAGCUGGCGUUGUUGGAGGACUUUCCACGGUGGCCGUGUGUGCACCGAGCGAUAAGUUCCUGUACAUGGGCGGACCGCUAGCCAUCGGCCUGGGAGUCGUUUUCGCUUCGUCGCUGGCAUCCAUGUGGUUGCCCCCAACGACGGCGUUGGGAGCCGGAAUAGCAUCUCUGUCGCUGUACGGUGGUCUGCUACUGUUCAGCGGUUUCCUGCUUUACGACACGCAAAAGAUUGUGAAACGAGCCGAAAUGUACCCACUCUAUGCGCCACGUCCUUUCGAUCCAGUCAACUCAGCAAUUUCGAUCUACAUGGACACGUUAAACAUUUUCAUCCGAAUCGUCACCAUCCUUGCCGGUGGUGGUGGCAGUCGCCGCAAGUAAAGCACCCUACUUUAAUUAAUUUCUAAGCCUAUCUACCAAUUACAGGCUUCGGUUUAGUACCUAAUUAUGUGAUUAUUACUUUGCAGAGAUCAAUAGAAAGCUUGCUCCAUUCAAUUCGAUCUCCCUGUCCUAAAUGCUAUGCCCGGUAAAAAUAAAUGUAAAUAAAUAGA